Molecule: messenger RNA, 1347 nt
Organism: Serendipita indica DSM 11827
Lineage: Eukaryota; Fungi; Basidiomycota; Agaricomycetes; Sebacinales; Serendipitaceae
Source: the annotation of a GenBank genome assembly
AUGUCGACUCACAGCGAUGAACAGCCCUCGAGGCCACCUUCUCGCUCCUCUUCAUUCCCGUCAAUUGGGUACUUUUCGUCUCCGUUCGAGCGCUGGAAAGAGGAGAAUGUCGAAUGGUCGUCCGCCUACACUCUGCUCGACACUUUUGAGACCUUUUUUGAUGCUCGUAUCGAUCUCUGGGAGCGCAGGCUUCGCAAGCAAGGCCAGAGCGUUCUGGACGGCACCAAAGACGUCCUCAAACGGCGUGGUAUCGACCCCAACAUUGACAGGGAACUCGAUAAACUGAAAAAGACGCUGUCGAUUCGUAUGCAAAAGGUCAAUACUGCAUGGCAUUCCACAAAGGUCGUUAGAACUCGUGAAAAGAUUUCAUUCUUCCUGGGCGUGCAUACCGUACUAGGUUCAGCACUAAUGGUAUGCCUAUACCCACAGUGGGUUCAUAUUUUCUACACUGCAGCAUGCGCAUAUCUGCUUCCGUUGCGCUUCUUCUCCUAUAAGCGAAAGGCGUAUCAUUACUUCUUGUUUGAUCUCUGUUACUAUGUAACGAUUCUCAAUUUUGUUUAUAUUUGGCUGUUCCCUGGCUCUGCCACACUCCUGACUGCCUGUUACUGCCUGUCACACGGUUCUCUCGCCUCUGCAGUCAUAACGUGGCGCAACUCGCUCGUAUUCCACGACGUCGACAAAGUUACUUCCCUCUUCAUCCAUAUCUAUGCGCCUUUUACGUUUACGACUAUUCGUCACUAUUAUCCAGAAGCACCGGCGCGUUUCCCAGCCCUCAAUGACCUUCCUCACUUUCAACCCGUUCGAGCACUGCUCUUUAGCAGCGCACUCUACAUGGUCUGGCAAAUUCUCUACUGGAAGUUUGUCUACGUUGACCGCAAGGUCAAAAUCGAAAGUGGACAACGAACGACAUCUUUUUCGUAUCUUCUGGCAGAUCGACGAGGGGCCAUUGGACGUGCAUUAUCCAAAGUGCCAGAAGACUACCGUGUGGCAUCCUUUAUGUUUGGCCAAUUCCUGUAUUCUAUCGCUACAGAGAUCCCGGCUGUCUGGUUCUUGUACGAUAGUGCAUUCCUCAGCACCAUUUUUCUCUUUAUCAUCUUUGGCGUCUCCGUCUGGAACGGUGGUGGUUUCUACAUCGAAGUCUUUGGACGCAAGUUUGAAAAGGAGCUCGAGGCUCUUCGCAAAGAGUUGGCAGAGAUGUCCGCCAGUCGAGCCGCAACGCCAGCUGCGUCGACGCCAUCACUGGUGCCAAACGAUUUUGAAAGCAACUCGGAGGCAGAGAGUGAUGGACAAGAGGUUAUGCUCGAGAUGGAUUCUCGCCCGACGCCGAUUGAGAAGAAGACGCAAUAA